GUCAACCACACACACACACCACACCUUCAUUCAAAAACCUCUAGUCUCCUCUUUCUUCCGACCUCUUCCCUCCCUCUCUCUCUUCUUUCCCCCCUCAUCCCCGACCAUAAUCAUCAACGGUCCGACGGUACGGUAAGUUUAGAGAGUUACGGAUACCUUUAUUCUUAGGUCCAUCAGAGAGGUUCAGUUCAGGAAUCAUCCCUAGGUGCCCAGGUCUCCAGGUCCAGCCAUUCUCUACAACUUAUCGUACUCAACGUGCACCCAAAUCCUACUACACACCACCACCACCACCACCACCACCAGCAACAUCUCACGCCCACGGACUACCACACUAUAAUCGUCCUCCCAUCGUAUCGCAUAAGUGUCGUCGACGACCACUAUCGCAACUCGACGCCGGCCAUUCUGUUGGCCAGUCCACACACUCAACCAGCAAAAACUCAACUCACGACUCUUUUUUCUUAAUUUUCGUCUUCCUCGUUUGCUUGCUCUUUUCUGCAUCUGUUCCUGCUUUUCCCCCGUUGGGCAUUGUGGGUAAUCAGGAAGAACAAGAAGAAAAAGAAGAGCCAGACGGACGAGAACGAAGCCGAAAGAGGAAACAAGAGAAGCACAAGAAAAGAGGAAACCAAAGAAAAAGAAGGCUAGACGCUUGGGAGAAACCGCUUGACGUUUUUUCUUCCCCGUCCCUGCGCCGGCACUAGAUAACCCAAAGGCAUUGCACUCGUUUCUCUUGUCAUUGCUUGUCCGGUGCUACUGCUGUACACUCGGAUCUUUUCUCUCUCUCUGUGUCGCUACUCAGUACCAACCAGCAAAACCAGUCUCUCUCUCUCACUUGCAUCUUUGCUACUGCAGCAGCAUCCCCUUCCUGCUCGGCCACCGAAAAAGCGUAGCUCGAGCAAAGAACUAAAAAAGGGUCGUAGCCUCCGAAACGCACCUUCAACACCGACGCCGCACUGCAGCUCCCGCACCGCAUCCGCAUUGCCUUUGCUCCUGCUCCGGCACCAAGGAUUCGGCCAGUCUUUUCGGUGCGCUCUUUCUCUACUCUUUUGUUCGAGAAGGAAGUUGCAUGCAAAAGGCGCCUCCCUCCCACCUCCGAUUAUCCGCCCGCCUUUGUCCCCCUUGCACCACCCAAGGCCCCCAUCGUGGACCGCCGGCCUCUUUCGCCUCUCUCUCUCUCCCCCAGUUAGAGACGCCGCCAACGACCUCGAUCUCGGCUUCGAUAUCGACUUCGACCUCGACCGAUAUUCUCUGGGAGGAAGAAAAAUACGUUUCAUGAAUCAAGGAGAAAUAGGGCGGAAUUUAUUUCAUCCCUCGGGUAUUCCAAUGUUACUUGCACCGACGCAAUAACGAACGGCCAGUAUUUUUUUCGAUCCCAGCUGCAUUUCUGCACGCACCCUUCCGAAAAACCCCCGCCGCCGCGAAAUCCCACCAAGCCAACAUCGACGCUCGAUUCGAGAUCGAAGAAGAUUCUCUCCCUCCAGCUUGCAUCACCGCCGCCUCCCGAUUCAUACUCGUCGCGACGUCCUGUUCCCUCUCCAUUGAGUGGAAACGACUAAAACAGAAAUUCAUCUUAGGAUUUGCUGCAACAUUCGUUUAUUGCGGCCUCUUCUUAACGAUCGUCCCUCUUUCUUCGUCACGACAUAUCGAGUAUCGUCUUGGACGCAGCACUCACACCAAACAAAAAAGAUACACCACUAACACCCAUCACCACCCGCAAUAAAUACUUUCGUUUCCCACGAUCGGAUCCCCACAACCACACACCACAAUCAUGGAGGCUUCAUCACCAUUGGCGGCUAUGCACCGUCCCAUGGCAGUUCCUUCUUGGGGAAAUAAGGAUCUUUUCCGCCCUCGCCCAAACACCUUCGCUGGUGCCGUACCCAUCAGUCUGCGCGAACACCUUCACAGGCCCGACAACUACUUCAACGUCAAGGACGUUCACGGUUCCUCGCCCGCUGCUAGCUUGGCCGCCGACCUCUCGCAAAACUUCCGUCUGGAUACCGAGGCGAGUCCCAAGUUCCCCACACCUCGUCGUGCCUUGUUCACAUCAAACAUGAUGGGUGACGCGGAUUCCUACGAAUACGUGACUACGCCUCCUCUGCCCGAAUCGUCACCUGCCCACGAUUUGAUGGAUGUCUCGCCGUUGCCGCACAAGCUCCCGUUCAUGACCCAGAUCGCGAUAACGUCACCGACCCCGGGAUCAACCCCAACCGGCGAGGACGACGAGAUGAUGUUGGAUUCGCCAGCCCCCAUUCCUCGGCAGGCGUCGUUGGAGCCACCCAAGCCACUGGUAGCCGAACGGAGAAAGCCAGCUUUGCGCCGGCCUUCCUUGACUCGGAUGAAAGGCUACUCGACUAGUGGCGUUCCCGGCCGUUCCAACACAGACACCCAACUCCCCACUUUCCGAUUUGGUGAGAAUCGCUUGACGCAUAUGAACAGCGCCAUGUCCCUGGGAGAAUGCUUCGAUGCUACAUCACCUCCUCAAGAACGACGACCUCAGACUGCGAAUAGCCCUACUCCUGCCGUGCCUGGUGCCGUUCGUCCUCGUCCUCAAUUCUCCAGCCUCUCUGGUAACCGCAACAGCCCUUUUGGCAACGGUCACAGCCGUCGCCCUUCAAAUCCCUUUAUGCGUCCCCGCAAGCAGUUCCGCCGCUCUUUGAGCAUGUUUGAGCACCCUGGCGAUGUUGCCAAGGCAAAGUCAGAAGGCGGCGACUCCUCGCCCACCACCCCAGAGUCUGUUUCCAGCAUGGAUGCCGAUGAUGUCCAGGAGCCCAUCCUGCCUCACUUCCUCGCCGAUGACCCCACGGACACCAUUCCCCGGAUCACAAAGGCCACCAUGAUUGAUCUCUUGGACGGAAAGUACAGUGACAAGUUCGACCAGAAGAUGAUCAUUGACUGCCGGUUCGAGUACGAGUACGACGGAGGACACAUUGACGGAGCUGUCAACUACAACAGCAAGGACCUACUCGCCUCCCAGCUGAUCCAACACCCCAUGCAAGGAAGAACAAUUCUCAUCUUCCACUGCGAAUACUCGGCGCACCGCGCCCCCAUGAUGGCUCGCCAUAUCCGCUCCGAGGACAGGACUGUCAACGCCGAGCACUACCCGCGACUCACAUACCCUGACGUGUAUAUUCUUGAAGGAGGAUACAGCGGCUUCUACGCCGAGCACCCUUGCCGUUGCUAUCCCCAAAACUAUGUGGAAAUGUCGGAUGAGGCUCACCAGCGCACCUGCGAACGCGAACUUGGCCGCCUCAAGAACCCUCGCAAGGGCUUCGGCAGAGCGCAAACGUUCGCCUUUGGCUCGCGCGACUCCUGCGUGGACCAAUCACCCACAGCUCCCGCGCGCCCCAGUGGCCUCAGACCCAGCAUCAGCUUCCGACAAGAUCCCAUCGCCAUGAUUGGCAACUCUCCAAUCCUCGGCGAACGAUGCCAUGCACGACGCAUGGCGUCUUACUAGCACAUACAUCUUUUUGCGCCCCUCUCACACACACCCACUGUCUGCUGCACAUUGUGGAGGGGUGAGAUCUCCUUGCUUGGCAAGGGGGGGAAUUCGAGGUCUCCGCAGACUUCGAAGCUGUCCAUUGUUUUGUCGACUAUUUGCUCGACAUCCCUAAUAGGGCGAACCACAGCAGCCUGAUUGUCGAUGUUUUUCGCGUCUCUUCCUGCACAUGUUCAACAAACCCCUAUUCGAUUCGACUGCCUAUAUUUCCACCCUUACCAAUCCGGACUACACAGCAGCUAACGCAACGCUCACGGCCGCGAUGACUUCAAUUGUUACGCUAAUAGAACUUCGUUAUGAGCCUCGUUCUGCAACUUGAACAUACAACAAAACCAACAACCCGGCAUUAGACGCAUUUGGCAUAUUUGUCCCCGCAUCGCCUCGAUAUGGUUGUACGGAGUCCACUUUGGAUCUGGCAUCUUGGGGUGGCUCCCUGUCGGCAUUUUUACAGCAUUGUCCUCGGUUUUUUUUUUGUUUCUUUUUCCUUUGUCAAAGACUUCUGCAUCCCGCCGAGGAGGAUGGUCCUCAACCAAACACACACCUAUACCAACAAACAAACGACAACGACAACAUCACCACCGCUUGUCUGUCUCCACAGAUUUCGGACGCGGGAGCAUUUCAGUAUGACGUCUCGGUCUGUCUGCUCUUCUGUCGGAAUCUCCACAUAUUUUCGGAGCAUUAUUUCUCGGACCAUUCCUCCCUCGGCGGACCCUUUUUCCUUUGUGCUCAACUCGGUCCAUUGACCAUCUUCACCUGAUACCACACACCUUUCUAUCCAAACGCCGGAUACCCGACAUCCUUGUCAUCGGAUGGCACUCACAGACCUCUCGACACCCCAUUCCCUUUACAUUUUUUCAAAACAGAAGCCCCACGGACCUUUUUUUUCUUCCGAUGGUUGAGCUUUAUGGAGGACUCCACCUCCUUGUGUAUAUUGUAGGAGUAGCUGCGAAAGAACGCAUGCAAAGAGCGGAGAAGCUAGUACAGUGGAUGAAAAGCAGUUGCUUGGGAAUGCCUUGUAACAUUGGCCAAUGGGGGAGAUAGCACUGCAAGCUUGGAAGCUGGAUUGGUGCAAUAACGGCAUGGGUGAAUCCAUUGCCUCUUUCUGUACAGUACUGGCGAUGCAAAGACAAAAAUUGCCAACCAAACACCAAUGAUCCAUGGUCGGAUCAUUGUGGGCUAGCUC
Colletotrichum scovillei is the source of this 4676-nucleotide messenger RNA. RefSeq names its product rhodanese-like domain-containing protein. Gene Ontology annotation, biological process: G2/M transition of mitotic cell cycle; positive regulation of G2/M transition of mitotic cell cycle; protein dephosphorylation. The record is from RefSeq and is a predicted model, not a curated record. The transcript is spliced from 4 exons. Gene Ontology annotation, cellular component: cytoplasm; nucleus. Gene Ontology annotation, molecular function: protein tyrosine phosphatase activity. NCBI's taxonomy places the organism in Eukaryota, Fungi, Ascomycota, Sordariomycetes, Glomerellales, Glomerellaceae. The coding region runs from base 1766 to 3451 and encodes 561 amino acids.